UAAGGUGAUCUCCGCCCUUGAUUGUGGAAACUCUCGCUGUGUGGGCAGCAGUUAGGUGAGAAAACCAAAGUGACAAGUUCAGAAGGAACUGAUGCUGCUUUCCAAGUGAGAAGUAGCCAAGUGACAGAUUUCCAAUGGAUGCUAUCACAUCAGAUGUCUUGGGGCAAGAAAAUGUGGCUUGGUUUACUCACGUGCUGAAAAACUGGAUUGGUUUCGGAUACCUGGGAGAAAAUGCAAGAUACGUGGUUUACAUUUUUGGACUGCUAUUAAUGCUUUUAAUACUGUCACAGGCAAUAUAUCUCUCCAUAUUUUGCGUGAUGUACAUAUGUAGCUUUCUUCUUUAUAUUUACAAGAAAAUGAAUAACAUAGUUCAAGACGCUUCUACUGAGGCAUGGGCCACACCAAGAGGGUGGCUUAAAAGCGCUUUGGAUAUACUUGGAAAGAAAUGGCAUGGUUAUGAAGUUAUUGGCAUAGAGCAUAUACCAGAAGGACCAGGGGUCAUUGUUUAUUAUCAUGGAGCUUUUGUUGUGGAUUAUAUGUUCUUUGUAGCUAGAUUACAUACACUGACUGGAAGACACAUCUACAGUAUAGCUGAUAAUGGGUUGUAUCUACUACCAGGUCUCAGACCAGUUCUUGAUAUUUUUCAUUGCCUAAAAGGCAAUAAAGAUGAAUGUGUGAAAAUUCUGAAGAAAGGCCAUUUAUUGGGGGUUGCACCUGGUGGACUUAGAGAAGGAAACUUUAGUGAUGAGAACUACAACCUGGUGUGGGGUAAACGUACAGGUUUUGCACAAGUGGCUUUACAGGCCAAAGUGCCCAUCAUUCCUAUGUUUACACAAAAUCUUCGAGAAGCAUACAGAACAUAUGGAAAAAUAUCACCACUGAAGUGGCUGUAUGAGAAGACUCGGAUGUUAAUCCUUCCCAUUUACGGAGGGUUUCCAGUCAAAUUCCGCACAUAUAUUGGAGAACCCAUCCCAUAUGAUCCAGACAUCACUGCUAAGGAGCUGGCUGAAAAGACAAAGAUUGCCCUUGAAAAUAUUCGAAACAGAUACCAAAAGAGACCAGGAAAUAUAUUAAGAGCCCUGUUAGAACGAUUUGAUAAAUAUCACAAAGAGAACUAGUCUGUCCUCUUAUGGCUUUCGAUGUUCUGGUGGAUGACUUACGCCCAUAGCUGCCAAGUUUUCCCUUUUCUCGCGAGGAAGCCUAUUCAGCAUAAUGGAAAAUCCCUUUUAAAAAGGGAUAACUUGGCAGCUAUGCUUACGCCAGGAAUGAGACAUGGUGUGUUUGUCCCUGUUGGUUCUGCUGGACCUCUUGGUGGGUUUCCUUGGUGGUAUGCUUCUGGGCAGACUUGCUGGUAUGGGACUUGGAGGCACUGUUUUACAGUGGCUCUGUUUCUUCCUGGAGGGACGAACCCAGAAGGUGGUGCUGGAUAACUCCUAUUUGAUGCCUUAGGUGUUGGCCUGUGGGGUCCCUCAAAGUUCUAUUCUGUCCCCCAUCCUAUUUAACAUGUACAUGAAACCUCUGGAGGAGGUUGUCCAGAGUUUCAGGGUUCGGUGUCACUAGUAAGUUGAUGACACCCACCCUCUGUCAUGGGUGCUGUAGUUGAGAUUCUUGCAUUGCAGGGACUUGGACUAUAUGACCCUCGGGAGUCGCUUCAAACUCUACAAUUCUCUGAUUCUCUGUUUCACCGUUCCACCUAAAUCCAAUGAAGCUGUCUCAGUUCUAAACCAGUAUCUGUCAUCAAUAAUGGACUGGAUGAGGGUGAGCAGAUUCAAAUUUAAUCCAGACAAGACACAAUCUAGGUCAGUCAGAAGGCAGAACAGGGAAUGGGGAUUCAGCCUUUGCUGGAUGGGGUGUAACACUCCCCCUGAAGACACAGGUUUGCAGUUUGGGCAUGCUCUUGGAGUCAGCCCUGAACGUGGAUGCCCAAGAGUGCAUUUGCACUGAUAAAGCUACUACACCAGCUGGACCCAUUCCUUGAGACGUCUGAUUUGGCCACAGUGACAACACGCCUUAGUUACAUCCCUUUUGAACUACUGCAACAUGCUCUACCUGGGGCUGCCUUUGAAUAGUGUUCAGAAACUUCAACUAGCUCAAAAAACUGCAGCCAGAUUGUUGACCAGGGCUGGUUAUGGGGAGCAGACAAUUCCCUUGCUAGAACAGAUCCACUGGCUGCCGCUAUGUUUCCAGGUGCAACUCAAGGUGCUGGAUAUGAACUUUAAAGCCCUAUACAGCUUUAGGUCCAAGCUAUCUGAAAGACUGUAUUCCCUCAUAUGAACCUGCCUGGAUUUUGAGAUUUUUCAGGAGAGGCUCUUAUCUUGGGCGGUGGUGGAGAGUGCCUUCUCAGUGGCUGCUCCCACACUUUGAACUCCCUUCCUAGAGAAGCCAGACUAAUUCCCUCCAUGUUGUCCUCCUGCCAGCAGGUGAAGACUUUCUCAUUCCAAUAGGCUUUGGGGAACUGACAGCUUUUAAUGAAAGGGAUGGCACCAUGCUGUUUUUAUUGCAAUUAUUGUUAUGGACUUAAUAGGUUUUUUAAAUCAAUGUUUAAUUGGUUUUUUUAAAAAAAAAAAACCUAUGGGCUUUUUGUGUGUUAUUUUAAUUUCUAAGCCACA
Molecule: messenger RNA, 2609 nt
Organism: Zootoca vivipara (common lizard)
Lineage: Eukaryota; Metazoa; Chordata; Lepidosauria; Squamata; Lacertidae
Product: DGAT1/2-independent enzyme synthesizing storage lipids
Cellular component (GO): membrane
Molecular function (GO): acyltransferase activity
Source: RefSeq, a predicted model, not a curated record